This is a messenger RNA of Cadophora gregata, 1930 nucleotides long. RefSeq lists its product as uncharacterized. The transcript has 3 exons. The record is from RefSeq and is a predicted model, not a curated record. NCBI's taxonomy places the organism in Eukaryota, Fungi, Ascomycota, Leotiomycetes, Helotiales, Ploettnerulaceae. The coding region runs from base 525 to 1388 and encodes 287 amino acids.
UACGUGUGUGCCCAAACCCUGGACAUUGCGUUUCGCACCAAGUCAAGUAAUUUCUUAGGAUUUAUUGACAGCAGCUCGCUUUGUCUCCUGAUAUCGUUCUGACCUAUUUGGUUAAUUCAAAAGAGCUGCUUCUCACCCUCAAAACGUGUCUCUGGACGGUCGUACUCCCUCUAAUUCUAAUUCACAGCUCACGACAGCACAGAUUUCCUAUUUAUCCAGAUGUAUCUGGAGAUCAUCGAUUUAAUUGCCCAUUCGGAAUAGCUCAAUUACGUACGGGGUCAAUGGCAAGCCCCUACAUCUAACAAGGUCACUCAGAGUACUAGACACAGAAACGAGUGCUACUUCACGGAUCAACAGUUCAUGACACCCAGCCACCAAACCCCUGAAAGGUGGGAGAUCCACGAUAACGAUGCAGAUCCCGAUAAGGAAUUUACCCCUCGUUUCCCUUCAAUCAAACAAACAUCAAUGCCAUCAUCACUUCCCGCCUACAAUUUCUCCUUUUCCACAAAACCCCUCCGGCAAGCAUGUCCACCGAAACCCUAACAUUCGGUCCCCCAAACGAUACCUGGACAUACGACCACCCCACCAAAACAUGGGAUCUCUCUAAUUCCUCCAAACGGAACCUCACAUUUUCUACGACAGAAGGCUUAUCAGAUACAUCUGUGACUAUUAAUCCAGAGAGAACUGCACUCGUGGUGGUUGAUAUGCAGAAUUUCUUUCUUGAUGCAAGUUGUAUGGAACACCCGAAUGGAUUGAAGGCUGUGGAGCCCACGGCUAGGGUGGUGGAGUGGUGUAGAGUCGUGGGUGUACAGGUAAUCUGGCUCAACUGGGGCCUCACCGACACCGACAUGUGCACCAUGCCCGCCAGCAUCCUCCGCAGCUUCGCCCGGAACCUCAUCGUCCCUCCUCCAUCCCCUACCUCACCAACGCCGUACAUCGGCCUCGGCAGCCCUCUCUCUCCCCCCUCCAAAGGCCGCACCCUCUUCGCCUCCACCUGGAACGCAUCCAUCUUCCCCUCUCUAGCAAAACACAUCUCCCCAAGCGACAUCCACGUCCCGAAAAACCGUAUGAGCGGUCUCUGGAACGAGGAGCAGCCGUUGUAUAAGACGUUGGUGGAGAAGGGGGUGAAGACGAUACUGUUUGCCGGUGUGAAUACGGAUCAGUGUGUGUUGGGGACGUUGGUCGAUGCGUAUAAUAACGGGUGGGCGUGUGUGUUGGUGGAUGAUUGUUGUGGGACGACGACGAGGUGGGGGAGGGAGGCGAGUUUGUGGAAUGUGGCUGUGAGUUUGGUUUUUAUCUUUUUCUUGUAUUUUUUUCUUUGGUGCAUUCUUUUUACUUGGGUAAGAAUUGUCUGGGGUCUUCACCUGAUCUUCACAAUCUUUUUGUGAAUCAAUGCCCAAUUACUUACUCGAUUUCCUUUCCUGCAUAUUAUUUCUUUGCAUAUAUAUCGAAUCAAGUCGUAGAUCUAGUACGCUGCGAGCUCCUCGAGGAGAAUUAGUGAUUCUCGCAGAAGUAAGCGAAGCAAAGCGAUCAGUCACUGCAGGCAGUUCCUUCCAAUGUUUACACAGCAGUGCGGAAACAGGUAUCUGAAUUGCAUCUAGCGUUCACUUUGGCAUGUGCUUACUGACCCACUAACAACAAACAGUCAGCGUACGGAUUUGUUACUCGAAGCGACGAGCUGCUUGCUGCGAAGGUGGGGUAAGUGCAAGAUAUCAAUAACUGUAUCAUUCAAGAAGGUAGGAAAUCAAGAUACGGAUGAGAUGCAGGUAGACUAAGAGACUAAGAUAGUCGAUACGGAUAACCUACUCCGGAUACGAGACCAAGCCGUGAUAUGAUGCCAUGUGAUGAGGAGUGGUGCACAAUCCCAUCCUAUCGGAGACGUUCCUGGGAAUGAGGAGAAAAAGGAAAUGUUGGAGCGGAAUAUUUUAGA